GUAGACUAUGGAAUGAAUUUCAAUCUUCCUUCUUAUUGACAUGUUUUCUUAGACGAAAAUCGAUGUAUUAACUGAUUUAAAUCACUACUUGUGAAUCCUGCCUGGAAAAUACCAAGAGAUUAUUCCAUGUGCAACACCAGGACUGUUUUCAGAAUGAAUGCGCAUUCAACAGCCGUUGCCACCAUAGAUAUUGAGCUGGAUUUGGACAUCGCUACGGAUAUAGAUGUGACCACGGAGAGCGGCGACGAAGACGUCGAUUCGGAAGUGGAUCAGCGGGAUGAGGUGUGGGAGAAGCUGCGGCGCCUGCAAGCGGACCAUGUGUGGAUCCGGGAGGAGCUGAUGCACCUGCAGCGCCGCAUGGUGACACAGUGCUUGGCCAGGCAGCGACGCGCGUACCAGAUCAUGAAGCAGAUGCAGCAGCUCCUGUGUCGGCUGCAGGUGAAAUAUGGUCGCACCUGGGGCCAGUAGAAGACAUACGGCUCUGGGGCACUGGGGAUUCCCGGAACCGGGCCUCUAGUGUCAACACUUUAAGGCAGGCGACUGAUGUGUCGAGUGGUUCAAGAGGCUCAAAAUGCAAAAUUACAUGUGCCAGGGUGACUGCGAGUACUUACACGUUUCAAGCUUGUUGUGAAAAGUUAAAUACACAAAGUUGAUGAAUUGAA
Messenger RNA from Drosophila serrata, 662 nucleotides. RefSeq lists its product as uncharacterized. The record is from RefSeq and is a predicted model, not a curated record. NCBI's taxonomy places the organism in Eukaryota, Metazoa, Arthropoda, Insecta, Diptera, Drosophilidae.